Messenger RNA from Acaulospora colombiana, 917 nucleotides. NCBI's taxonomy places the organism in Eukaryota, Fungi, Glomeromycota, Glomeromycetes, Diversisporales, Acaulosporaceae. The record is from the annotation of a GenBank genome assembly.
AUGGCAGAUGAUUUGAUAGACUACGAUGAAGAAGACGAGAACAUACCCACCGAAGUUGCACUUAUCGAACAGCCUCCUACCAACAGUCAAGAUAAUACCGAGGAGGACAAAAAAGAUAAAAAGGGUAGCUAUGUCGGCAUUCACUCUACCGGUUUCAGAGAUUUCCUGUUGAAGCCCGAGUUGUUGCGCGCCAUUGUUGACUGUGGAUUUGAACACCCAUCCGAAGUUCAACAAGAAUGCAUUCCUCAGUCUAUUCUUGGCAUGGACGUUUUGUGUCAAGCAAAAUCUGGAAUGGGAAAGACAGCAGUUUUCGUCCUGGCCACUCUUCAGCAGGUUGAACCCGUUCCCGGUGAAGUUUCCGUCAUCAUUGAUGUCUUUUUUGGCGGAACCAUAGUUAAAGAGGAUCACAAAAAGUUUUCGAACAAGGAUACAGUUCCGCAUAUUGUGGUUGGUACACCCGGAAGGGUUCUGGCCUUGGUGAACGAAGGAUAUCUUAAAGCAGGGAGCGUUAAGCACUUUGUGCUUGACGAAUGCGACAAGAUGCUUGAUCAACUAGACAUGAGACGUGAUGUCCAAGCCAUAUUCCGAAAAACUCCUCAUAACAAGCAAGUUAUGAUGUUUAGCGCCACACUUAGUAAAGAUAUUCGACCGAUUUGCAAGAAGUUUAUGCAAAACCCUCUUGAAAUCUAUGUCGACGACGAAACAAAACUCACGCUACACGGUUUACAACAAUAUUUUUUAAAACUGAAUGAGACCGCCAAGAAUCGCAAGUUAAACGAUCUAUUAGAUACUCUUGAAUUUAAUCAAGUGUGCAUAUUUGUAAGAUCCGUUACGCGAGCCAAUGAGUUGAACAAACUUCUUUGCGACUGUAAUUUCCCUAGUAUUUGCAUUCACGGCGGUAUGAGCCAAAGUGACAG